Chenopodium quinoa (quinoa) is the source of this 846-nucleotide messenger RNA. RefSeq lists its product as uncharacterized. Lineage: Eukaryota; Viridiplantae; Streptophyta; Magnoliopsida; Caryophyllales; Amaranthaceae. The transcript is spliced from 2 exons. Bases 1 to 846 code for a protein of 281 amino acids. The record is from RefSeq and is a predicted model, not a curated record.
AUGCCCAACUAUGCAAAAUUCCUCAAAGACAUUUUGAGUGGUAGGAGGACUUGUGAUGUUAUGGAGACGGUCAACUUAACCGAGAAUUGUAAGGCAAUUAUAAAGAACAAGAUGCCACCCAAGUUGAAAGAUCCCGGAAACUUCUCUAUCCCUUGUGCCAUUUACAAGAUGCAAAUUGAUAAUGCCUUAUGCGACUUAGGGGAUAGUGCUAGCCUAAUUCCAUAUUCGGUUUAUCAAAGACUUGAGUUAGGUGAACUUUUGCCUUCAAAAAUUAACUUACAAUUAGUCGAUAGGUCAAUCAAAUUUCCUAAGGGUAAGAUGGAGGAUGUUCCUUUGAGAGUAGGGAAGUUUGUGAUUUCGGUGGAUUUUGUGGUUCUUAAAAUGGAUGAAGAUGCUACCAUUCCUAUUAUUCUUGGUAUUCUUGCUACCUCGGGUGCCAUGAUUGAUGUGAAGAGUGCAAAAAUUUCCCUUAAGGUAAGAGAUAAGGUUAUGGAAUUUGACUUGAAUGAAAGCAUUAAGUAUCUAUGUUCUUCUUUAGAAAAUUGCAUGUUGAUUGAUUCUCUUAAUCUUGUUGUAUCUUCCAUGCAUGAGCACUUGCUCACUUCUAAUGAUCCUCUUGAGAAUGUCUUGUUGAAUAAGGAUAAGAUAGGUGCUCCUAUCAAGGAAAUGGCAAUGUAUGAGGACUUGCUAAAUGGAAACAUCGAGGAAGUGGAUGAGCAUAUGUGCAUGAAUAUUUCAAGCCAAGAAGCUUUGAAAGCUGCCACUUCAAAGGAAGGUAAAGGUGUACCAAUGGUUAAGCUCAAACCACUUCCAUCACACCUUAGCUUUAUUCAUCUACUUUCCUGA